CCGGGGAGCCCCGCCCGAUCUGUUUCCUCGGUCCUGAGGGGGCCUGAGGGGGCCGAAAUGGGUCUGGCGGAAGUCGCGCUUGGUGGGGGGGUCCCCUCCUCAGCAAAACUUGUUGCAAACGAGGGCAAUAGUAGUAGUAGUAGUGAUCGCGGGACAAUUCGGAAGCGCUCCCGUCAGAGCAGGGGCGGCCCAUGCUUGGCGAAGCAAUCCGGCGCUUGGCCAUUUUUGGUUCUCCCCCUCCUUCAUGGAUGCAGCCCGCUUUGCCUCGUACUUUGCUUCAGGAAUUCAAAAAGGUUCUCCAUCGCCGAAAUGUUCUCCUUACUGCAUGCGUGGAGCAAGUUCUGCUGGUUGAACUUGCCAUCCAUUGCAUGUUCUUUCCCUCUCAGGACUAUGAUGCUUUUAACACGUGUGCAUGACAGGCCAGGAGGUUUUCCCCUGGCUGAAGUGCUCCAUGUUUGUGCGUGUGGCAAGUGUCAGCUGUUGAACGUGCCAUUUAAUUCUUUUUUUUCCAGAAUGAUUACGCCUUUUGAACGUUAGAAUUUAUGACAGGCAGGAGUUUAUCAGGCUUCCUGUCACUGAAGCAUUCCUUUGUGUGCUGGGAAGAACAAACUUCACCUCUUGAAUGUAGUGUCUUUUACAUCUUAAUUUCAAGACAGGGCUAGCUGUGCUUUGAACAGCUGCAGCACAAACUGAAAUGCAAAACGCUUAUUCAUAUCACUGAAGUUUCCUGGUGGAUUGGAGGAGUGUUACCCAUUGUAUCAGUGCCUGCCUUGGUGCUGUGUUAAAAGAGGAGGAGGUUGUCAUGGAAAAGCUGAUCCCUUCUCACAGUGCAAAUCAAUCGGAGUAAGAAGUUAAGGACUUGUUCCCUGCAAAUGAUGUAAAAAUCAAACCUUCAGAUUGAUUCAUUCAACUCUGUGUUUCACGGACAAAAAAGUUAAGAACAACCCAAUAUUGCCUUGUUUAUCGCACACUGCAGCACACUCGUCAGCCGGCCUCUUGGACUUAAUGUGCGCAAAUGGCAAAUGCUGAAGUAAGCAUCCCUGUAGGGGAUGUAGUCGUUGUGCCAACUGAAGGAAAUGAAGGAGGAAACCCAGAAGAUACCAAAACCCAGGUGAUCCUACAGCUGCAACCAGUACAGCAAGGGAUUUAUCAAGAAGGCUCCGAGACCAGUACGGCUGUGGUGGCUGUGGAAACACAUACGAUACACAAGCUUGAAGAAGGCAUUGAUCCCAGCACGAUUGAAACCAAUGAAGAAAUUGAGAUUGCCUAUCCUAUCACGUGUGGAGAGAGUAAAGCCAUUCUGCUCUGGAAGAAAUUUGUUUGCCCAGGGAUCAACGUCAAGUGUGUCAAGUUCAAUGAUCAGCUUAUCAGCCCAAAGCACUUUGUUCAUCUAGCUGGCAAAGCUACCCUGAAGGACUGGAAGCGAGCCAUUCGCCUGGGAGGAAUCAUGCUGAGAAAGAUGAUGGACUCAGGCCAAAUCGACUUUUACCAGCAUGACAAGGUUUGCACAAACACCUGUCGCAGUACCAAGUUUGACCUCCUGAUCAGCAGUGCCAGGGCACCAGUACCAGGCCAACAAAGCUUGGUGCAGACCCCCACCUCUGCUGACGGAAGCAUCACACAAAUUGCUGUGUCUGAGGAAAGUGUGGAGGAAGGGCUUGAAUGGAACCCUGCUGUGACAGCCGCAGUCACCAUGGCAACUGAAGAGGGAAUCAAGAAGGACCCAGAAGAGAUUUCAGAGGACACACUAAUGUUCUGGAAAGGAAUUGCUGAUGUGGGGUUGAUGGAAGAAGUUGUCUGCAACAUUCAGAAGGAGAUAGAAGAAGUGCUGAGAGGCGUUCAGCAGAGGCUUGGCCAGUCACCCUUCCAGAUUACUGAUGCAGCUGUCCUGAACAAUGUUGCUCAUACAUUUGGCCUGAUGGACACAGUCAAGAGAGUGCUGGACAACAGAAAGAGCCAGACGGAUCAGGGAGAAGAGCAGUUCCUCUAUACUCUGGCAGACCUGGACCGUCAGCUGGAGGAGCAGAAGAAACUUGCCAGGGAUCAAAAGAUAAAAGCUCAGACUGUCCAGAAUGUGGUUCUGAUGCCUGUCAGCAAUCCAAAGCCUCCUAAGAGGCCCCGGCUGCAGCGCCCAGCCUCUGCCACGGUCCUCAGCUCCUCAGCCCCCAUCCAGCAGCCUCAGUUCACUGUCAUUUCUCCUAUCACCAUUGCACCCAUGGGGCAGCAGUUCUCUGUUAGCAACAUUCCAGUGGCUACCAUCAGCCAGGGCUCUAGCCCAGUGACUGUCCAUACCCUGCCGUCAGGCUCACAGCUCUUCCGGUAUGCCACUGUGGUUUCUUCCUCCAAGACCAGCUCCUCUGACACAGUGACGCUUCAUCCUUCUUCUAGCCUGGCCCUGCUGAGUUCAGCAGCCAUGCAGGACAGUGGCACCCUUGCCAACGUGGCCACUGUCGUGAAUCCUGUGGAACUGGUGGCCAUGGAGUCUGGCCUGACCUCAACCAUCCAGGCUGUCGAGGGCACUUCAGAGGAUGGACAGACUAUUAUAGAAAUAGACCCAGCCCCUGACCCAGAAGCUGAGACAGAAGAAUCGGGGGCCAAAGCAGUGAUUCUGGGGACAGAGCUGAGGACUGAGGAGAAGGUGGUAGCCGAGGUUGAUGAACACCAGCAUCAGGUCCAUAAUGUAGAGAUCGUGGUCUUAGAGGACUAGACGAGAAGCCAGAUCAUAGUGUUGCUUGAUUAUCCAUCUUUGCAUUUUAUUGGUUUAUCUCCUCUUUAAACACAAACAGAAGUUUUCCUAGUAAGUUUGCAAGGAUCUCUCCCUCCCUCCCUCCCUCCCUCCCU
Varanus komodoensis (Komodo dragon) is the source of this 2841-nucleotide messenger RNA. RefSeq names its product glucocorticoid modulatory element binding protein 1 (gene GMEB1). The record is from RefSeq and is a predicted model, not a curated record. Gene Ontology annotation, cellular component: nucleus. Gene Ontology annotation, molecular function: RNA polymerase II cis-regulatory region sequence-specific DNA binding; DNA-binding transcription activator activity, RNA polymerase II-specific. Lineage: Eukaryota; Metazoa; Chordata; Lepidosauria; Squamata; Varanidae. The transcript has 11 exons. Gene Ontology annotation, biological process: positive regulation of transcription by RNA polymerase II. The coding region runs from base 1016 to 2707 and encodes 563 amino acids.